CGAGUUUCAGCAGUCAGUGCAUUGUGACUCGUUGGAGGGUGAGCACCUAGAGAAUUUGGGCAAAAUGACAUUAUUUGUGUUUUAUUCUGUACUUCAUAGUGUGCUGUGGGCAUCGUCAUACGCCGCCGGAUAUGUCGAGAGUGGCGUGUCGGCAGGCGAGGCUGGGCCCAGGUUCGAGCCCCAGGUGGCGAUGGUGUGCGCCGGCCGCAGCCACCAGUACCACGCACAGUACAUGACCAAGACAGGACGCUGGGUAACCGACGCAGACUCCAAGGUCACGUGCCUCAAGGAUAAGGUCGACAUACUACGCUACUGUAAACAGGUGUACCCUGGCCGUGACAUCACCAACAUUGUUGAAUCAUCACACUACUACAAAGUGCCCAACUUUUGCCGCGUUGGUCAUGCCAAGUGCAAAGCUGCAGCAUGGGUCAAGCCUUACCGCUGUCUGGAAGGAUCAUUCCAGUCUGAUGCUUUGUUGGUACCUGAAGGUUGCCUCUUUGAUCACAUCCACAACCAGUCUCGAUGUUGGGAGUUUGAUCGGUGGAACACCACGGCGGACCGAGCUUGUGGGGCUCGCAGAAUGACCCUCAAGUCCUUUGCCAUGCUCCUUCCUUGUGGCAUUGAUGUUUUCUCUGGUGUGGAAUUUGUGUGCUGCCCCAAAAAUUACAAGAGUCAUGGCAAGGCCCGGCCCAUGGAGGUAGAGGAACCUGUUGCUCUUCCUCAAAUGGACCAUCGUGCUCACCAAGCCAUAUCUGCCACUCCUACACCCAAGAUGGCCACCACAACUUCACAGGAGGUUGGUACGCGAGAUGAGUACUUCAGUAGAUUUGACCCCCAUGAGGAACAUGAUGCUUUCCGUCGUGCUGAACAGCGACUAGAAGAACGUCAUCGUGAAAAAGUGUCCAAGAUCAUGAAGGAGUGGUCUGACUUGGAGGAGCGUUAUCAGGACCUGCGGGCCAAGGAUCCUCAUGGUGCCGAAGAGUUCAAGCAUCGCAUGACACAGCGAUUCCAGCAGACUGUUGAAGCCGUAGAAGCCGAGAAUGAAGCUGAACGACAUCAGCUGACAGCACUUCAUCAACAACGGAUUGUAGCUCACAUCAAUGAGAUGAAGCGAGAAGCCAUGACAUGUUACACCCGUGCCCUAGCUGAGAAACAGCCAAAUACUCACCGGGUUCAAAAGUGUCUACAGAAGCUGCUUCGUGCCCUCAACAAGGAUCGCCAUCACACUGUCUCCCACUAUAAGCACUUGCUCAACUCUGACUAUGAGGCUGCAGACCGUGAGCGUGAUUCUACUUUACAACACCUAAGUGACUUGGAGCGCAUGGUCAACCAGUCUCUCAACAUGCUGGCCAGACACCCAGACCUGAAUGCUAAAAUUGGACGUUUGAUGCGCGAGUAUUCAGCAGCACUUCGCAGCAAAUACUCAACGCCUCCUGAGCUGUCUACUCGCUCUCCAAAGCCUCUUACUAGUGAUGUUAAGAGUGAGGAACAAGCUGCAGAUGAGAACAGUAGUGAGGUAGAAGAUGAGGGCGAAGAAGAUGAUAAGAAUGGCACUGAUGAUGAUAAUAGCAAUACUACAAAUAAUGAGGAGCCCCACGAUGUUGCGGACGAUGACGAUGACGACGACGAUGAGGACUACUCUGACUCCGGAGAGACUUACCCGGAUCAGGCAGAGUUGAGCAGUAUGACACAGCCCAGCCAAAACCAGGAAAUGGAAAGUGAAUCUGUCAGUCAGGAACCUGUGGAGUUGGAAACCCCUACAGUAGACGCCAGCAUGAGGGUAGCAUCCCCGGUCCCCAAUACUUCUUCGCGGCCUGAGCCAGUAUUGUUUCAACAUGCUGAUGAUGUUCAGGUUGCACAUGCUCAGCACCAUCAAAUUUCACACUCACAGGCUAGCUACAGCGUGACUCGUGAAUCAUCAGGAAGCGAGAGCCGUGGUGUGUAUUUCACGCUCGCUUUCGCUGGUGUUGCACUCAUGAUGGCAAUGGUCGUGGGCAUAGUUGUCCUACGACGCAGGAACACCACCAACCCCCACAAUCAAGGGUUUAUGGAAGUAGACCAGGCCAUCACCCCAGAAGAAAGGCAUGUAGCCAACAUGCAGGUUAAUGGUUAUGAAAACCCCACCUAUAAAUACUUUGAAGAAAAAUAAACAAGUGAAGGAGGGAAGUUAACAGCCCACAUAAAUAAGCGGGGAACCAUUCGUCCGUUUUCCCAACGUCAGACACCUGUUGACUUGAAAGCAUUAAUUAUAGAAUGAGAACUUGCAAGCGAAACCGUAAACUAGGUUGCUUCAAGAGUCAUUUACUUAAGAAAUGGUAAAUGGAGAUCUUGGGUAAAUGGUGGCAAACAAGCUAAGCUCACAGGUGCUGAUGGUAUGCAUUGUCAUUUCAGAAUCAUCAGUUGUCAAUACAAUUCAAUACAAUUAAAAACUAAAUUGGGUAUGUGUAAUUCUAGGCUUAAUUAUAGAGACUGUUCAAAACCAGAGACCUCUCAUUUAUCAUAGAACAUAAGAAACAAUCACGAAUUUGUGUAAUGUGGAUUUCAAAUACGAAACGCUGAGUUGCAAUGUUAUAUUUUCAUAUUUUUAGUGAUGUAAGUAGACUAAUAUUUCUCCUUAAAUUAUAGCUUUUUAUAACAUUCCAUGGAGUUGGCAAUUUUUGAUUCUGAGGUGCACAGUUGUGAAAGUCACGUGAAACUCAAGCCUUAAGUCAUUGGUUUUUAGUCACCAAUAUUGCACUUAUCCAGGAUCAGUAAACUUGACUCAUAAUUUAUUCAGUUUUUAUUCUAAUUUAACAUUUUGUGUAGAUAUUACAUAUGAAAUGAGCAUUGCAAGACAAAUGUGUGAGAAGAUGGUGGUUGCCUGUGUCCUGGGUAAGAGACGUGUUGGUGUUAUACUUCAGUGUAGAUGAUGCAUCAUGUCCAACAUAGAAAACAAUAAUUUGUUAUGAUAGGAAGCUAAAUAGGUUUUAUCAUGCUUUUAUCAUAGACUAAUCUUCUGGAAGUUUAUUGGCCACUGCAGUUGUAAAUUAUCAUAAAUAUUGUGACAGAGUUAGGUGUCCUGGAGGUAGGAUGUGUUCCAUAUAGCUGCACUCACAUGCGUUGCAUCGUAUAUAUAUAUAUAUAUAUAUAUAUAUACUCUGGUGUGGUGUUAGGUGCAAGUUUACACUUAAUCUUUGAUGCCAGUUACCUUUUAUGCUAAUGUAAAUUAGAACUGUCAAUCAAUUUUCUACGAUAAUCACCAAUGACUUUAGUGCACCAGAGUUGUAUAAAUGACAGUGAGGCAGUUCAUGGAGCAGCAUCUGAAGCCCAGAAUUCCUGAUGUCGUUGCUUACACGGGUUGGUUGCUUAGCGAGAGCGAUCCUCUCCAGGAGGUUCUUGACCUUGGCACCAAGAAUUGAGUGGUCUCUAACACAUUAUUUUUAUGCAGUCAGCUGACCUUUUUAUUUUUCUCAUUAAUUGAUAGGACAAAAUUAUAUUUUUGUCAUUUCCCUCUCAUCAAGGUGCCGUUUAGACUUUUGAUUUGACUUUAUCAAGCCCAAGGUAGAUCUCUAGAUCUGUAAGAUUUUUUUACAUAUACAUAUAUAUAUAUAUAAAUAUAUUUUUGAUCCAUUAUUUAGUUUUAAAUAUGGUUAUUUGUCUUCUAAUUGAUCAUCAUGAUACAAAUUUAAGCUCCAGUGAAUUGCAGAUGUCACAGAGUUGGUUUUGUGUGUAUAGCGAGGAUUUUUUAAGUUUUAAAGUGAACUUGUACUUUAUACCUCUCGUCAACUCCAUAUUUAUGAAAGUAAAUAUCUAGUGCACUAUUGUAAUUGUAUAAGGCUAUAUUUCGUGGAAUGUGGAAAGUUUGAAAAAAACAAAUUCAAUUGGUUAUUACCUCUUACGGUAGUAACUUUUAUCAGUGGAGGACACAAAUAUCCAAUUAUAGUACUUUUCUCCGUAUGUGUGUACGUACAUGUAAGUGUUGCCGUACGUACACAUAAGUGUCGCUGCUUGCCUUCAGUAAGCUGUUGUGGAAAUAUAGACAGGUUUCCCUAACACAAUCUUCUGCUCAUACUUUACGUGUAAAUUGAGUCUUGGGAUUGGUUGUAAAGAGGUUUGGUAUCGACAGUCAAAUAAUGAAGCCUUUGUGCCGCUAUACAUAAAGCUGGAAACAGAUGGUCAUGUCAUGUAGGGGCAAAACCCUGUAGACUUUGAGAACCAUUCUGAGUGACUGCCACAGAUACAAGACAACUUGACUUCUCACUAUACAUAAAAUUGCAUACCUCUAAUGCCAUUUCUUAAUUGUGUUUCAAUUAGCCAUUCCUUUUUUGUGAUACUUAUAGUGUAUCAAGAGCUAAAGAUUCUUGCAUCAUUCCUUAUUUGUUCCCCAGACUCUGUUCUAUAGUAUAUAUGCUAUAGUUUGUUGUUUAAUUAUAUAGGAGCAGUACAUAAGAGCUAACUUACCCUACCACUCACAGCAUAUACCUUAGAUAUAUAUUGAGCAUGUACAUAUGAGUGGUGCAGGGUUUUGUGUCGUAUCAUAGAGUUGUAUCAUUUUAUACUACGUGACUUUUCUCUAGUUCCAGUUUCUCAUCAUGGCGCACGAUCUCCCACAGCAAUUCAUUUUAUCAUCAAAUUUUAUUAUGUGCCAUUAAAAAACUAAAAAGUUGUAGGCUUGGGUUUAAUCAUUACUUAAUUUCCUUUGAGGGGAUCAGAUUUCUUUAUAUCAAAGGAAGUCUAUUUUUCAAUUUUGUUUAGUAUUAUCAGUUUGAAUUCAUUGACCAUGUCUUAGCAUAUUCCUAUUGCUUUAAUUUGCUCAUCGCCAAGGAGAAAUCAUCAUAGUAGGACUUACUUGCUAGGCUGUAAAAUGGAGUCACAAUUAGAUCUAGUAAGUAUCGACAUUUAUCGUGAAUGAGAGUAAGUGCUUCUUCUUUGUGGAAGUCAAGUGUGCAAAAGCUGAAGAGUAGCUACUGCUACCAAGUAUUUCGAGUGUCGGGUCGUGUUCCAUGCAUGUGGGGGCAUUGGUUUUAGAAAACAUAUUGAAAUAAUAUCUUUUUAUGAUAUUUAAACAUAAAUUUGUAGGGCUUUGGGCUCAUUGAUGUUCAAUUGAGCUUAAAACCUUAGAAAUAUACUUCAAAAUGAAGAUUGAUUAAAGUUGAAAACUAUUGAAAGUUUCCUCUCAUAUUGUGGAAUGCGUCUUUAGUGUUCUCUAACCACUGUAGCUUAAGAGUCUGUAUGUCUCACACACUAGCAGGUUAAGUGACUUCUCUCUCACUCUCAUCUCCCUGGUUUAUUAUAGAACUGGUUAAAAAGGCAGCUAUUUACGAUCUUUGAUGUGUUUGCAUAUUAUGCUCGGAAUUUAUGUAUUAAAUCAAAUUGUACUUUUGUGUAAUCAUGUAAGACAUGUCAUACCAUGGGAGCUGAGAUUAUACUUGAUCUGAAAUAUAUGUACCGAAAAAAGGUAAAA
Molecule: messenger RNA, 5443 nt
Organism: Procambarus clarkii (red swamp crayfish)
Lineage: Eukaryota; Metazoa; Arthropoda; Malacostraca; Decapoda; Cambaridae
Gene: Appl
Product: amyloid-beta-like protein
Biological process (GO): axonogenesis; central nervous system development
Cellular component (GO): neuron projection; neuronal cell body; membrane
Molecular function (GO): heparin binding; transition metal ion binding
Source: RefSeq, a predicted model, not a curated record